AUCUGCCUCCUGCCUUCCCAACUGAGUAGAAAAGCCUAGUGUGAUUGUACAUACCUGUAAUUCUUGUACUUGGCAGAGGCAGAAAGAUUGCCUCAAAUUUGAAGCCAGCCUGGAUUGUGUAAGGAGUACCAGGCCAAUCAAGGCUACAGAGUGAAGCCCUAUGAAUGAGACCCUAUCUCAAAACUUGUAAUACAAAACAUCACAAAUUGACUGAUGAGUAGGUCUUGCCCUCUGGCUUAGAGUUGGUGGGGGUGGAGCAAAUCCCCUUUAUCCCUAGAUAAAAGAGGCAAUAGGAGUUGCUCCCAGGCUGUCUCAGAGUAUAGGUCCCUACAGGUGCAAGAUGCAAGGGAAAAGAGACAAAAAGAGUCUCUUCCGGCAGCAGGAAGUGGUAACUACCUAUGGGGAAAUGAGGCUAGUUCUUUCCUUUGGUGCUAAGUAGAAGGGGAACUGUAGCUGAACACUAUUCCUCCCCCUCGGGGCCCAGAAGGAACACAGGCCUGCAGUUCUCUGGGGAACUUCCCAUUAGCUAACAGGGCUCCCUUAGGCCUCAGUCAGGGCUGUGACUCGGGGAAGGAGGAUGGCAUCUGAUGUUCAGGGAGGCCGUCUAGGGGCAGUCUUGGGACUGGAGCAGCUAUGGCGCCAAUGUCCACUAGUAUUGAGGGCCAGUGGGCACAGGGGUGUGGUCUGACUUUGGGGACCACAAAUAGCUUUCUGCAGAUGGUGAGGAACAGCAGCAGGUGGCCCCAGGCAUGUUGGGGCUCUCUUGCAUUGGCUGCUUGAUGCUGAAUCUUAGGGCUCAAGGUGAUCUAUAUAGAGGAGCAGAGCAAGACAGCCUGCUUCAAGAGCCGUGUGUUGGGAAGGGGCGCCUUGUCCUUAAGAGGCCCACCCAAGCAGCAGGCAGCGCUUGGUCCUGGUCGCCCCGCCCCUCCGGGGGACCUGCUGGGGGCGGAGCGAGACGGGGCAGGGCGGAGCUGGCGGACUGUGCUGGCCUUGGCGCCCCUGGUCCCUGUGCUCCGCGGUCUCGCUUUGCCGCCGCGUGGGAGCAUCGGGACUCGAAGGCACGCUCAGCCCUCGACCAUGGCGGCUCACGGGAAGCUGCGGCGGGAGCGGGGGCCGCAGGCUGAGUAUGAGGCACAAGUCAAAGAGAUGCGCUCACAGUUGAGUGAGCAGCUCCGUUGCCUGGAGCUUCAGGGAGAGCUGCGGCGAGAUUUGCUGCAGGAGCUAGCUGAGUUCAUGCGGCGCCGGGCAGAGGUGGAGCUGGAGUACUCUCGGGGCCUGGACAAGUUGGCUGAACGCUUUGCCAGCCGCAGUGGUCGCCUGGGGGGCAGCAGCCGGGAGCAGCAAAGCUUCCGGAAGGAACCGACUCUCCUGUCACCCUUGCACUGCUGGUCUGUGUUGCUGGAGCACACACGGCAGCAGAGUCGAGAAAGUGCCGCCCUCAGCGAGGUGCUGGCUGGGCCCCUGGCUCAGCGCCUGAGUCAUAUUGCUGAGGAUGUGGGACGCAUAGUCAAAAAGAGUAAGGACCUGGUGCAGCAGCUGCAGGAUGAGCUCCUGGAGAUGGUCUCAGAACUCCAGACAACCAAGAAGACAUAUCAUGUGUACCACUUGGAGAGCAUGAAUGCUGAGACCAAACUCCGGGAAGCUGAGCGGCAGGAGGAGAAGCGAUCAGGCCGGAAUGCCCUGCCCACCAGCACUGCUGCCUCUACCAGCACCACGACUACUGUCACCACCACUGAGACAGGGCCCCUCCGAAAGAGCUCUCUCAAGAAAGGAGGGCGGCUAGUGGAGAAGCGUCAGGCCAAGUUCUUGGAGCAUAAACUUAACUGCACUAAGGCCCGAAACGAGUACCUGCUCAGCCUGGCCAGUGUCAAUGCCGCUGUCAGCAACUACUACUUGCAUGACAUCUUGGACCUCAUGGAUUGCUGUGACACAGGUUUCCACUUGGCCCUGGGGCAGGCCCUCCGGAGCUACACAGCUGCUGAGAACCGCACCCAAGCCUCCCAGAUGCAGGGAUUGGGCAGCCUGGAAGAGGCCCUGGAGGCCCUAGAUCCUCCAGGGGACAAGGCCAAGGUGCUUGAGGUUCAUGCCAGGGCCUUCUGUCCCGAUCCACACUUUGACUACCAGCCCCAUGAAGGUGAUGAGGUGGCUGAGAUCCAGGUUGAGAUGGAACUUCGGGAUGAGAUUUUGCCCAGAGCCCAAAACAUCCAGAGUCGCCUGGACCAAAAGACCAUCGAAACAGAAGAGGUGAAUAAGACACUGAAGGCAACACUUCAGGCUCUGCUAGAGGUGGUGGCAUCAGAGGAUGGGGACAUGCUGGACUCUUUGCAGGCCAGCCCCUCCACUGAGUCCCUCAAGUCCACAAACUCAGACCCGGGCACCCGACAGACAGGCCGAAGACGGAGCCAGCAGCAGGAGACAGAGACCUUCUACAUUACGAAGCUGCAGGAGUAUCUGAGUGGUCGGAGCAUUCUUGCCAAGCUGCAGGCCAAGCAUGAAAAGCUGCAGGAGGCCAUACAACGAGGUAACAAGGAAGGGCGAAAAACAUCUUGGACCCAGUGCACAGAGAGAAAAUUCCACAAGAGCCACCAUCCCCUUCCUAGCUCCCAGUGUAACCAGAGACUCUUUGGAGGUGAUCUGGAGAAGUUUAUCCGGAGCUCAGGCCAACCUGUGCCCCUUGUGGUGGAGAGCUGUAUCCGUUUCAUUAACCUCCAUGGCCUGCAGCAUGAAGGCAUCUUCCGGGUAUCAGGUGCCCAGGCCCGGAUCUCUGAGAUCCGAGAUGCCUUUGAAAGAGGGGAGGAUCCUCUGAAAGGUUGUACUGCUCAUGACCUAGACUCAGUGGCUGGGGUACUGAAGCUGUACUUCCGGAGCCUGGAGCCCCCACUCUUCCCCUUGGACAUGUUUAACGAGCUGCUGGCCUCAGCAGAACUGGAGGCUGUGGGUGAUCGGGUGGAGCCUGUGAGCCAACUGCUGUCCAGACUGCCCAGACCCGUGCUAGUAGUCCUGCGAUAUCUUUUCACCUUCCUCAACCACCUGACCCAGUACAGCGAUGAGAACAUGAUGGACUCCUACAACCUGGCUGUAUGCUUUGGGCCCACACUGUUGCCUGUGCCUGCUGGGCAGGACCCUGUAGCCUUGCAGGGCCGGGUGAACCAGCUGGUGCAGACUCUUAUCCUUCAACCAGCUCGAGUUUUCCCACCCCUGACUAUGUUGCCAGGCCCCAUCUAUGAGAAGUGCAUGGCGCCACCUUCUGCCAGCUGCCUGGGGGAUGGCCAAUUGGAGAACCUUGUUGGGGAGCUGGAGUUGGAAGCUGGGACCACAGCUCAGGAGGAUGACCAGGAAGGAGUUGUGGAGGCUGUGGCCUGCUUUGCCUACACUGGCCGGACAGCCCAGGAGCUGACAUUCCAGCGAGGUGAUGUGCUACGGCUGUAUGCUCGGGCAUCAAGUGACUGGUGGCGAGGGGAGCAUGCUGGUGUGCAGGGACUCAUUCCCCAUAAGUACAUCACACUGCCUGAGGGGGAUGAGAAGCAGACAGCUGGUCUGCAGGCCACAGCGGAAUCUGUGAACCAUCCAGAGGGCUUCCUGACCUUGGAGUUUACCAGUCGGCUGGAACUAGGCACCCCACCUGAGGCUGUGAGCCCCUCUGGGCACAGACGACACUGUUUGGUCCCCAUCUCCCCUGAGCAACAUGUGGAGAUGGAUAAGGCUGUGGCCCAGAACAUGGACGCUGUGUUUAAGGAGCUCUUGGGAAAAGCUGCUGUCCGCCAGGGACAUGGGCUAGCAUCUACAGCACCCCCCAGUCUAGGAACCCGAAAUCUGAAACCCCUGGCCUGCAGCAGCUUUGGCAAAAACAAAGUUUUCUCUCGGGGACCUGGGGCUCCAGUCUCCCCCUCAGUCUCCAAUCCCCAGGGUCCAGACUCAACUCGCAAGCCACUCUGAGGCAGCUUACCUCCAGCAGUCACCAGACCACAUCCCCCUAGGCCUGUUGCCUCUCCACAGCCCUGCUCUAGGCCUCUUUGAGAAGUAACAAAGGAAGGAGGCUAGAGAUAAACCCUUCUGUACCUUUUCUGGGGAAUCUUGGGCUGUGGAAAUCUUGGAAGAUGGAAGUUGCAGCAAUUCAUAAAGACCCAUGCUCUGUUU
Messenger RNA from Peromyscus leucopus (white-footed mouse), 4137 nucleotides. RefSeq names its product Rho GTPase activating protein 4 (gene Arhgap4). Gene Ontology annotation, biological process: negative regulation of cell migration; signal transduction. Lineage: Eukaryota; Metazoa; Chordata; Mammalia; Rodentia; Cricetidae. Bases 1078 to 3936 code for a protein of 952 amino acids. Gene Ontology annotation, molecular function: protein binding. The record is from RefSeq and is a predicted model, not a curated record. Gene Ontology annotation, cellular component: cytoplasm. The transcript has 22 exons.